Molecule: messenger RNA, 7839 nt
Organism: Pezoporus flaviventris
Lineage: Eukaryota; Metazoa; Chordata; Aves; Psittaciformes; Psittacidae
Gene: KNDC1
Product: kinase non-catalytic C-lobe domain containing 1
Exons: 30
Coding region: 121-5853 (1910 amino acids)
Biological process (GO): small GTPase-mediated signal transduction
Molecular function (GO): guanyl-nucleotide exchange factor activity
Source: RefSeq, a predicted model, not a curated record
GUCGCCUCCGGGGCAGCCCGCAGGCGGGUGUGGGCAUGAGCCGCGGCGGGGGCCGAGGGCCGUGGUCCGGGCGUGUAGAGAGGCUGCGGAGGUGAAGCCCCUGCUCCCUCGCCGGGCAGAAUGGAGGCUGUUGGCGCCGCAGAGGACGUGUUUUAUGAGGAGGAGGAGGUGAACUGCUAUGACUUCGAGCCUCUACCGACGCUGCUGGAGGAUGAGGAGAAUGUGUCCCUUGCUGAUAUUUUGUCGCUGCGGGAUAGCUGUCUUACUGAGCAAGAUAUCUGGGCAGUUUGCCUGGAGUGUUGCCAUUCUCUGAAGAGUAUUGCCCAUUCUGCAAUCUUCCAGACACUGUGCAUCACUCCUGAUACUUUGGCUUUUAACACCAAUGGCAAUGUAUGCUUCAUGGAACAGCUCAGUGAUGAUCCAGAGGGUGCCUUUGUUCCACCAGAAUUUGAUAUCACGGGUAACACUUUUGAGGCGCACAUCUAUUCUUUGGGUACAACGAUGAAAGCAGUGAUAGAAUAUACAUUAGAACCUGAGACAGAAUCAGAAUUUGGACAGGAUCUACAUACUCUACUGGAACAAAUGCAAGAAGAGAAUCCUGAAAAUAGGCCAGAUAUUGAGAGCAUUUUGUCAUUAUGUGAAGAAAAACUGAAGGUUGCUUCAUCAAGUAAUAUUUGUCGAAGCCUGUCUGCUGUUGGAAGAAGAGUUCUUUCAAUUGAAUCAUUUGGUGCUUCCCAAGAUAUCUGUGAUAACAUGUGGAAGGGAAGAAUGUGUCAGAGAAGUUUGGGAUCUAAAUUGCAUUCAAAUGAGAAAAACAACAUAGCAGGUGAUUUGUCUGCAGUAGAAGAUGUGACAGCUACCUGUCAUAAGGAUUCUUCUAUAGUUACUAUGGUGACUGGCAGAGAAAGAGGUUUAAAGGAAAUGCAAAUUGAUCUGGAUAACGAGAAAACUCAACAUUCUCAACUUGCAACUCAAACUAAAGAGAGCAAAGAAGAGGACAAACAUGCAGUGUAUACUGACAGUUUUGCUAGUGUUGCAUUGGAUAUAAAAUCUUGUGUUACUGACCUGGAGAGAGAUGGCAUUUUUAAGAAAGGCUCUUUGAGAAAAAUUAAAACCUUUCCAAAGCUACCAAUGGAACCUGCAGAUACGAAUAACUUUUUUACUUCUGUAACCAAUAGAGGACCGCUACCUAGGAAAAAUCACUUGCUAACACAAGAGUCACUACCUCUAGACAAUAAUAAUGAGGUUGCUUUUGCAAAGGGAGAUCUGAAUUCAUUUGCUGUAAGUAGUCCACCAAAAAUAGAACCAACGAAUCACCAGGUUAAUGAUCUUCAUUUAGAAGCUCCAUGUGUAUGCACACAGGUGUCUGGCAUGAAUCUAGAAGAACAUAGGUUGCUUAUUAAUGGUAAAAAGAUGGGGUUUGCUUCAUCUGAUCACAAAGAUGACUGUUCUGAUGCUACCUCUGAACUGCCAAAUACAGCUAGUAUGCUGAAAGGUCCAAAUCAAUCACUUGCUGGAGCAAAAAUGCUAGACAAUUACAUGGCAUUGGAAGACUAUUCUGAAACUUUUCAAGGGUCAAAUGAAAAUUCUUUACCACAUUUUAGCAAAAUGGCAUCAGUGUUAACAACAAAACCCAGUGGGAACAGAUAUGGAUCAAACCUAAUCAGGUCUCCAGAAUUAAGCAACGGUGCGAUGAGUGCAAACAAUAAUGAAGAUAAUCUUUGUGGAGGCAGAGGGUCAGAAAUCAAAAAUAAUGAGCAGUGCAUCUCUCUAAAAAUCCUGUUGUCCUGGUAUGGUAAACCCCUGAAAGACUAUGAACUCUGGGCAUUAUGUCAUGAGUGUUUAUGUACUCUGCAGACUUGUGGAGAUUAUCCAGUGGUGUUAUGUUUGGACUCCGUGCUUAUUGACUGCCAUGGAAGUAUCCUCUUUGCUGCUCCAAAAGCUAAUGAAUCAUGUGAUAUAUUUUACUUAGCUCCUGAAAUUGAAGAAGAGUAUGCAGAUACUGAGAAGGUCUGCAUUUAUGGUAUUGCUGCAGUUCUGUGGAUGGCUGCAAAAUCCAGUGUUCCACCAAGUCACAAACUAGCAUUGCCAAGAAAAUUUAAAAAACUUCUUCUGGGUAUGGCAAGAAAAAACCCUGAAGAAAGACCUUCUCUAGCUGAUGCAAUUAAGACAUGCAGUCGUUAUUUAUUUGAACAAGGUGUAAACAGCAAAAACAUUUUGGCAUUGCUGAAUAAAUCUGUCUUUAAGGCUGUUGAGGAAGACAUAAUCUCGUCUCAAGAUCAUGUUGCUUUUGCAUUUAAAAAUGAAAGACAUGAAAUGGACCCUUCAGAGUCAAGUCUAGGAUUUGUGCCUAUUACCAGUGAAAGUAAACUUGUAGCAGUUAAAGGACCAGUACCAUGCCAGAUUUCUCUAAAUUGCAAGAAAGCUACAUUACCUGUUGCAUUCACCUCACCUGCAACUCACUUCAAGCCUAUUAUUCUGCAACAAAAUGAAAAUAUAACAAGAGAGAUUCACACACCAGUUUCUGAGCAAUUCAAGAAAGAGACAAGAAAAGAAAAACACAUGGACAACAACAAAUCAGGAUUUACAGAAGACUCUAAAAGCUGUGCUACUGAGGACACAAGUGUUGCUGAACCUGAAAUACAUGAGUGUGAUUUACAAGUUCCAGGCCACUCAUCCCAAAUAUCUUCAGAAGAGCAAAAGCCAAUCAGCACAUUUACUUCUACAGUUACUUUACCAACACCGUCUGAUUCCUCACGUAUUCUAGAGGAAAAGAGCAUAUUACCUGAAGUUGGUUCAAACUCCUCAGCUUGUCCUACUUCUUCUAAUUUUCUUCAUAUAAGUAACAUCAUUCUCAAACAGGACUCAGAGAAAAGAGUUACAACAUUUGUACCAGUACAUUUAGCUGUAUCAGAGCAAAUACCAAAUAAACCUCUUCGUUCAAGAAUUGCUUAUGAUUGCUAUCAUAGUUUGCCAGGGCUACUUUCAAGUACUAUUGCAAGUUAUAAGAUAAGCAUGCAGACAGAAAAUGAUGCUUCCCCUUACGAAGUGCAAAACUGCGAAGCUGCUAAUACACAGAACAAGUUUGAUAAAAGUAACCCAGUUAUUCACACCACCUGCCAAGAAAUUGAGUGUGCUGCCAUUGUAGACAGUAUUUUCACUGAACAAGGAUACACACCAUGUACCUCAGUGAAUCAAGGAAAUUCUUAUCUCUUUGACGCUGAAGCCCUGUCCCCGCAGAACAGAACAAGUGACACUUUACUACAGGAAGUGGUUCAUCUUAUACAAGAGGAGUUUGCAUUUGAUGGCUAUCUAGAGAAUGGAGUUGAAGUUUUUGAUAUGGGUAACUUCAUUUUAAACUUAAAGGAAAUUAGAUUUGGCAUAUUCUCCAAUAGAAUUUGUGAAAAGUUUUGUGACCUCUACUGGGAUGAAAAAUUACUGGAGAAUCUCUAUCAGGUAGUAAAUGGAGAAAGACCUUCACAUUUAUGCAUAACUGAGGCAGAUGAUUCAGAGUGUGGCAAUGUAUUCCAAGAUCUAAAGAAUUUUGAUAGCUUGUUGGCAAGCGGUGAUCAGACAGAGGGAGAAGGGGAAGCAGCCUUUGAUGUCAAGGCUGAGCCUAUGAUAAAUACAUCAUUAGGUGAAAUGGAAUUUGAUGAGUCACCUUUGGAUAAUAUCAAAAAAGAAUUGAGGCUGCAAAAUACUGUCCCCUUAGAGAAAGAGCAACAAUGUUUACAAGGCAAUGACAGUCGUAUUGGUCCAGGCUUUGCAGAAGACAAUAUAGAGCCCGAGGAAAAGACCAUGAUAAAGAUGGCUGGAAACAGCUACCUUGCGUCUCCCAACCUACCUGACUUUCACAGCUGUAGUCCUGGUUGGAGCAGUGCAUUUUAUGGAGCUGAAUGUUUUGAUUCAGAAGUUCAAAAUUACAUGAAAAACCUUGGAAAGCAGAAAUCAAGUGAGUCACAAAAUAUAGAUGCUAAAAAAGUGGAACUAGAACAGUUGCUAAUGAUGGAGACAAAAAAUUACGGAAAGACCAUAAAGUUUUACCAGAAACUGUUACAGAAAGAAAGAAGCAGGAAAGGUCCUGAAACUAAAUCUAUGUUGCCCAAACUGAGAGAACAGCUACAGGAGAUUAAAUCAAAAGUACAGUUUCUUGAACUGGUGAAGAAAUAUGUGCAGAUCAUGUACGCAGAGCAGUGGGGUGUGGAAUCCUGUGUGCUGCCUACAGUCAUUCGCAACGGGAGAACUGACAUGGUGGAUGUGACACCUACAGAUGAGUCAUCAGUGCUUCUUUACUAUAACACAGAGAAACAUCAGUGUAAUAAACAAAAUGGAACAGGAGUUCUGCAGGCUGGUACACCACUUGGUUUAAUGGCUUAUUUAUAUUCUAGAAAUGCAUUUUUAGAAGGCUAUGUACAGCAGUUUCUCUACACAUUUCGCUAUUUCUGCACACAAGAAGAAUUUUUGCAGUUUCUUCUUGAUAGAAUCAGCAGCACUUUGUCCAGUGCAAGCCUGGGUCCUUCCACCUCACUUACCAAAAUAUGUAACCGCAGUUUCUACAUCCUGCAGGCUUGGAUUGAAGACUGCUACAGUGUAGACUUUGCAACAAAUACUGAUCUUUUAUGCACCUUAAAAGAAUUUAUUUCUUCCAAGGUUGCUCCAUUAAAUGGCUAUGGUGAGCGAUUGUUGUCAUUGCUUGAGGAUGCUUCUGCCAGGAGAAGUGGCAGUGCUUAUCAGAACUCCAGCCUGGACAAAUGUGAAGAGGAAGGUGAGAAGGACAGAAAAACAUUACAUUCCAUAUGUAAAAAACUCUCAGAAGACGCUUCCCGAAAGAACUUUAACUGGAAACUUUUGAAAGGUGUGGGACCAAUUGCACAAUAUCAGAGAGAGCGACUGUACACUGGUUCAUCAGUUUUGCCAAAGCCAUGCUAUAACACUUUAACAGAAGAAUUCCCAGUCUCCUUCACUAAAGCAGAUGAAGUAGGACCGUAUCUCUUAAUAGAAUACAGUGUGCAACAGCUUUGUUGUCAGCUGACAUUACUGCAACAGGAAGUAUUUCAUAAAUGUCAUCCAGUACACUUUCUAAAUUCAAGAGCACUUGGUGUUAAAGACAAAUGUGUUUCUGUCCAAAAAGCUGUUUCUGCUGAGACAGUUUCUUUUAAAGUCUGUAAUCUGUUUCUGUCAAAGUGCAUACAAGACCAGUACCUUCUACAAUUAUUAAGAAAUGCAGACAGUGUCAGCACCUGGGUUGCUGCUGAAAUUGUAACAUGUCACACAUCUAAGCUGCAGGUGAGCUUGUUGUCAAAAUUUCUUCUUAUAGCAAAACACUGCUAUGAACAAAGAAAUUUUGCUACUGCGAUGCAAAUCCUAGCAGGCUUGGAAAAUCUUAUUGUACGACAGUUACCAGCCUGGAAAAUUUUACCUGCAAAAGUAGCUGAAAUAAUGGAGGAACUCAAGGCUGUUGAGGUGUUUUUAAAAAGUGACAGCUUGUGCUUGAUGGAAGGAGAAAGAUUCAAAACACUUCCAACAAUUCCAUCAGCCCAUGUUUUGGCUAUGCAUGUCCAACAACUUGAAACUGGGGGAUUCACAAUGACAAAUGGAGCUCACAAGUGGACUAAACUUAAAAAUAUUGCAAAAGUUGUGAGCCAAGUUCAUGCAUUUCAAGAGAAUCCUUACACAUAUACACCAGAUUUCAAGCUGCAAUCUUACCUCAGACAAAGAAUAACUCGCUUUAAAGACGCAGAUGUUUCUGCCUUGGCAGCUGACAACUGUGCCAACUUCCAUCAGAUACCAGCAGAAAAACAUUCUCGAAAAAUUCAGGACACACUGCGCAGAAUGAAGGCAACAUUUCAGUAAUUAUUUACAUUUCAUCUGUUGUAUUCAAAGUGUGGAUUGUAAGACUAGAUUCAGUUGACUUCAUCUCCUGGACCGAUUCCUAAGCAGAUACUUAAGGGAAGUGACUUAAAAUACUAUCUCAAGUUGACAUAAUUAUAUUUUUAACAUGGAAUUAUAAAAUGCUGACUAAUGAAAUUUGAAUCCCUAGCAACUGGAUGAAAGAUCAAAAGAAUAGAGGUAAAGAUAAAAGUACAAAGAGUGUAGAAGAAAAGGAUGACUAAUUCUCACUGUUGUUUAGCAUUAAAAAAAUAAUUAACCCCAAAACAAAUAUCUAAACAAUACUGUUGAUAUACAUUAAAAUUAUAGCUUCUGUUGCAAAGUUGGCUUAGGAGAGUUCAGAGUAUAGUUCAUUAAAUGUUGAGAAUAUUUUUAUAUAAACAUAGUACACUUGUAUCCUGUCACAGUGGUCAUAUAAUUCAGGGACACAGAUCAUCUGCGAUCCUUUCACUGUUGGUGUGUCUUGCUUUUAUGUUGUGUAUUUUGAAAACUAUAAUUCAGUUAAAGAAUUUGCCAUCUUUUUCUUCAAGCAUACUGAGGAAGGAGAGGAAUGCCAUGCUGCAACAUUUUUUUUAUUUAUUUUGUUUUGGUUUUUAAUGUCAUCAAACUAACCUUUUUCCAAGUGAAAAUAAGGUCUGAAUCUAAAUAUUAUGAAUUUAUUGCUUUGCUCAUGGCCUUGUCAAAACAGUAAGUGUGAAAUUGCUUUUUUUUUUUCCUGUAUUGGGCACAAGAAUCAAUUUGUGUAUGUAUGUAUGUGUGCAGAUUUGAUUAUGGCUUUUGCUCCUGAGGUUUCUUUUGUAGACUGCAGUGCUCCAACAGCAUUAAGUAGAAGAUAACUGUGUGAAAUUUGGAUAUGCAACUUGUAAAACUUCAGUGAUAACCUGUUUGUAGAGCUUAUACUUACAAGACCUUCUAAAUGGCAAUGAAUUGUGAUGCUGUUGCUAGGAAGUUUGUUGAGCUACCCAGGUUUAUGCAAAGCCAAAUUAUUAAGGCUACAAAUUAGUUACAAAUGCAAGUAUAUCUACCGGAGACACAAUGAUAAUAUUGGACAAGAAGUGGGGAAGGGCAAGAGCAGCUAAAAGAAGCUCUCUCCUCACAGCUAUUUGCUAAACUAGUCUUAAAAAAAAAAAAAAAAAGUAAGAAAAUGUUUUGAAAUAUGUGAAGAGCAGAUGUGAACUGUCUUGACACAUUUUGGUGAUGGAGAAGGAUAAUGAUGUAAGCAAUGAGAAUGUGCACAGACCUAGUAUAUUACAAGUUGUAUUACUCUAUUUGACAGAAAUGCAUGUGCACAUGUAAAUUGUAGCUUCUUCAGUGCUUAAGAGGAAAGCCUCUCCUUUUCUCUUGUCAGUAACAGCAAUAUAUACAUCACAGGCCACUCCUCAUAUUUCUCAGUAAAAAUAAGGUAUGUCCAUAUUUUCCGUAAAUAUUCAGUUACUUUUUCAUACUAAUAUAGUAAUACUAACGUUUGUGUUCUUCUUGGUUUAAACACUAGAGAACUCAGUCCUCAACCAUGUUUUCUUGCAUGUGUUCUACUCUUAGGAUGAUUUAUUUUAUUAUUUGCCAUGUGUAGGUUUAGCAUGUCGUUAAUUGUAGUAUUCUGACUUACCCUUAAGGAAACAAAAUGUGUUGCUAUUUCUUUAAAUAUUGCCAAAUGUAAAAACAUUUAAUCUUGGCCUUCUGUCUUUAUGCAAUACAGUGAUUUGAGAAUGUUAAUGAUAACCUUACCUUCAGACACACAUUUCACGUAUUUGAUCUAUAUGCAUUUAUUUUUAAAGAACUGUUUUUAUUAGUAUUUAUUGGGGUUUUCUCCAUUAAAAAUUACCAUUCAAUUGAAGCCACGCCUUGCCUUUGAAAGAUAGUAAAAUCUUAAGUAGCAUAAGCUUUACUAAUGUAAAGAACUCCACAAAACUUGCCAAUCAUAUUAUUUUAAUAAAUUAAUUUUACACAGUU